This is a messenger RNA of Archocentrus centrarchus (flier cichlid), 2176 nucleotides long. RefSeq names its product inactive tyrosine-protein kinase PEAK1 (gene peak3). The record is from RefSeq and is a predicted model, not a curated record. The coding region runs from base 35 to 1891 and encodes 618 amino acids. Gene Ontology annotation, biological process: protein phosphorylation. Lineage: Eukaryota; Metazoa; Chordata; Actinopteri; Cichliformes; Cichlidae. The transcript is spliced from 4 exons. Gene Ontology annotation, molecular function: protein kinase activity.
GAAGUGGAAGAGCAGGUUGGGUGUUAGAUUCCAGAUGGCGUGUGCUUCUAGCAGCAGCGUGGAGGAGCAGCCACCAGCACUGCCUGUCAAACAGCACAGGCAUUCCAGCGUGGAGUCUGACUUCAGCCCUGUUGGACUACAGCAUCAAACCUCUGCAUACAAUGAUGUCUUUCCUGAACCCACUGAUUGUAAUGCAGCCCAGUGCCCCAUACACCAACGUUACGAUCCCUCCAGACACCUCGAAAGAUUUUUCUCUGAUGGCACCCCUCCGCCUGUCCCAAAGAAGAGGUUAGCUCGCACCUUAUCUUUCCCUGCCACCCACAUGCCUUCCUUCACUCCCGUGCCACCCCUCUCUCCUCUGCAAAGAUGCCCCCAAAACUUUGACAACCCACUGUACAUGAUGCCACGCAUACCUGAUUGUUUUUUCCAAGAGGAAGCAGAAGAGAUCAAACCAGCCACAAGAAGUCCUGUCACCGUAGUGUCCUUCUCCCAGCUGUCAUUUGAUACUCCAGAUGAACAUCUUCCCUACCUCUUCAACAGUUUUGUCGACCAGGGGGCUGUUUCUCAUGGGAUUCAGCAUCGCCAUCUACUCUUUCUUAGAAGCAUGGCACAGACUGUGGAGGCAAGGUGCCUGCUAGAAGCCUCCGAAAGGGAUCUGAGUUCAUACCAGCCUCAGGAUUUUCUGCUGCGUGAGGGCAGCAAGCCAAAGCAGAUUGGAAACAUGACUUACCACAGCCUGCACAGUCCUAAGUUCCCAGGGAGAGUGUUUGGUUUAAGGGUACACAAACAGACUGAUGAGGUUUUCUCAGCUCACAUCCAGCGACAGCCAUCACAUGUCAAUGUGCAAGAUGUUAUAGCUUAUUUCCAGUCCAACAAUAUCUACAAAAACAGUGAAAGCACAUCACAAACUCAAGAUCCCGCAGCAGGCUCUUUUCCACCAAAGUCAGACUGCAGUCCUGCUAAACCACCAGGUGGAAGCAGCACUGAAUGUGCUGCAGAACCUGUGAACCUGAGCGAGCUCACAGUUCAAUCUUCCCUCCAGAAAGGGCGCACUGUGAGCGUUGAGAGAGACCUGCCACGCGCCACCCUAGAGGACUUUGUUAAAGAUAGCUGCUUGCUACAGAACACAGAGUCUCUGCAUUAUUAUAGGCAGGUGUGUGCUCUGUUGCUGCAAAUAUUAAUGGGAUCACACCAUCUGUACAGUAACAGUGGCACUGCAGCUCUGCUCAAACCCCGAGAGAUCCUUCUAGUGUGGCCUCAUGAGAAGGACAAGGGAGAGAACAGCUUGAAUGAGGAUGACUCUGAGGUGAAGGAAGGUUUCAAGACCAACAGACAGAAAGAAGAAAUGGAGCGUGAAAACACACAAGAAAAAGGAAGGACUCAGAUGUUAUGGAAGACACAAGGUUGUCCUCGUGUCGCGCUAAUGCCACAGACGUCCUCUCAACCCCUCAUCUCAAUCAAAUUGCAAAUCAGAGAUUUAAUUCAGUACUGCUUGCACCCGCAAAAGAGCCCAGCAUCUCUGAGUUCAGUUCCAGAUCUGUGCAAAUCCUUCUACCAAAACGGGCUUCUUCAUCUGUCCUCUCUGCUUCAGCGCGACAGUGGUCCCCAGAUGACAAACAUGGUAGCCAUGCUUCAGGUGCUCCUCUGGGGUCCACACAUCUCUCUCUUCAAUCAAGGAGGCCCUUCAACCAACCUGAUACAUAACUGGCUGACAAUCAAGCGGGCCCUGCUGGUUAUGAAGUUGGCAGAGAGGGGGCUGAUCCAAGAUCAGUCUCUUCUGGGCUGGGAGGACUGCAUGUGCUUGCAGUAUCUGUCAUUUACAGACUCUGAGACAAUUAUGAGUGUGGUCAAUCAGCUGUGGCACACUGUGAACCCUGAGCAAUGUUUAUAGUCAAUAUAUGAUAACCUGUUGCUAACAAUGGACUCCUUUGAUGACUCCUGCAGUGCAUCAGGCCAGCACGUUAAGGUCUAAGUGUGCAUUAUGUUUAAAGUGAACAAGUUUUGACUGAGAAAAAGUCCAAUUCAGUGCUUUCUCUUUUAUUUCCUGUUCAUGCACUGUACUUCAUAGUGUAAAACAUGUCUAAUAAAAAGGCUCCACUAGUUAAUAAAGGCAUUUUUUUGUCAGCUUCAGUUGAAUUUUACAUUACGUUACAGUUUUACUCAUGUUGUGAAAAAA